Molecule: messenger RNA, 3891 nt
Organism: Cydia fagiglandana
Lineage: Eukaryota; Metazoa; Arthropoda; Insecta; Lepidoptera; Tortricidae
Source: RefSeq, a predicted model, not a curated record
GUCAAAACUGAGAAAUUGAAAAUGGCGUUGUGUAGCGCGCAAACUGCUUUUUAUGUAGUAAUGACAUUUACUAAUUGAUUUAGAUCGUGAUUCUUGAUCAUAUAAAGUCGCAAUACAGUAUAAUAAUGGAAUAAAACCUGUCUGGGCAGCCUACUAAACCAAUGUUCUCUAGCAAACAACAUCUUCGGAAACGUACUCCCGAAAAUGGUACUGACCGAGAAGAGUUUUUGUCAUUGUUAGUGGACGAGUAUUUAAAUUCCAAUUCGUAUGAUGCAAAGUGCCAAGUGUUAGCUAAUUUGGCUAAUUUUGGGUACGAUCCCGUGAAUUAUGAUUACAUCCGACGAGUUGGUGUCCUAGACAUUUUCCUGUAUGUUUUGAAGAACGAAUCUGACGUCACGUUGCUUCACUUCGCCUGUGCAGGGAUUUGCAACUUGUGCAUAGAUCAUCUGAAUGCAGAAUACGUUUUGGCAAAUGCCGGGUUAAAACCAAUUAUCGACCGGUUAGGAAGCCAACACUGUGAAACUGUUGCUGACACGAUCACUAUACUAAUCAGUUUAUACAACAAGGAGACAAAAGCUGAUAUACAUACUACGGAAGUAAUACAGCGCAUGCACGACUUAACGAAAACGGAUGACAAAAGGCUUGUAAAUUUAGCUUCUUUGUUCCUCAAUUAUAUUCACAGUUAGAAUCAUGGAAAAAGUUGAAUGACUGCCCUCAAGAUGUUGUCAAACAGAUUUCCAUUUCUAGUUGCCAACAACAAAAAUUAUCAGAAAAUUUGUAAACUACACACGACAUCGUUUAGCAGUACAGCUUUCAAGGCUGGCGAUAAAAUUCGAAUACAAAAGACAUUGACUCAGAAAGAUCUCGAUGCAUUUUCAAAUCUCACAAGUGAUCAUAAUCCGCUGCACAAGAAUAAUGGGAACAAGAGGCCCAUCGUCCACGGCGCGCUGCUGAACGGCCUGGUGGCCGGCCUCAUCGGCACUCACCUGCCGGGCCCGGGCACCGUCGUCGUCUCUCAGACCAUGAAGUUUCCUAAUAAAUGCUUUGUUGGUGAAAAGCUGACUAUAAGCGUGGAACUGGUAGAUGUUAGAAAGAUCCUCAAAGUGAAGUUCUUUUGUAUUGUUGAAGAGGAAAAGAAGGUUGUGUUCGAGGGUGAGGCUAAACUCAUGCUAGCCAAAGACUGUUAAUUUUUUUCACGUAAUUUGUUCUGAUAAUAAUUUAAUAUACAUAAUAAGAUUAAUAAGAUAAUAUAAAUACGGUUCACUUUCCAUACAUGCGAAAUUGUCUUAAGGCGAGCGUCUCCUAGGAUUACUACAUAUUACUUAGAGUCGGGGCGCCGGGUCGCACGCGUCACUUUUGAGCAUUUUUAAAUAUACUGCACCAGUUUUAUGCGUCGAAGAUACCCGUUUUUACAAAUGAACGAAAUACAGUAAUACUUCCUUACACAUUUAUAAUACAUAUACAAACACACUAUACCUCGUUUUUUUUAGCAUUAGAAAUUAGGUAAACAAUCUUGAUAUGUCUUUUAAUUGAAAAACUCAUUUUAAAAAUAAGUUACGGCAAUGUGUAACAAUUAUGAAUGUAAUACAAUCAUUUAUAUUCUUCUGCUUUCAUAAAUGAUAGUUACUGAUUUUUAAAAAGCGUUUUUCAAUUAAAAGACAUGCCAAAAUCGCUUACCUUCUUCCAAGUUCUUUCUAAUGCUAAAAAAAACGAACUAUAAGUGUUACCCUAAUAACAAUAUGUACCACGUUGGUCAGGCAAGACAACUAUCGCUUGUAUGGACACUGACGUUUAUAAUGAUCUUUAAGCCCUCUAUAAUAAUUAUUAGAUUUUAAUAAAGUUUAUAUAUAUGUUUAAGCUCUGAUUACUGUUUCGAUAUAUUACUAUGCAUGUAAGUGAAAACCUAUAAUAUGAAAUGUGAUUUUAAUAUAAUGAAUAAUAGUGUGCCAAUUAAGUAGCUGCUAACUCUAGGUUAGAAAUUAUGAACUCUUGUGAAGUACAAUUUAGAAUUUAUUCUAAUAUAAUUAAAACGUAAGCCCUGGUUUAAAUAUCUCUUAAAAGAAGUUCAUCUGAAGUUGUCCAUUAUAGUCAAUAACUUGUUAAGACUGAUAGUCUCUAAUUUAUUGUUUGUUUUCACAAUUAGACAUCCUCAAUUGAAAAGGAUUCAAAGAUUUGUACAUUUACAGCUAUUUAAAUGUUAUGUUACCGAAAUGGAUUUAAUUUUUAUAUAUUACUUUCAUGCGCUGAAAAGUUUACGUUACAAGUAGAACGUGCUAGUCGGCUGCACAGCAGGCCCAUAACGGUCAUCUUUGCGCGCGGUAAUUUAAUAAGCGAUAUUAUGAGAUGGUCAUCACUGAAAGGUCUCAUUGUCGUACCUACUUGUAUAAUAAUAUUUAAUAAUACCCGACCAUAAUACGCCUUUUCGAUACAGCGCUGUCUCGACUUCUAUAGGUGUUCAAUUUAGAAACAAAAUCAAUGAGUACUAAAGUUGAGUUUUCGGUGGGGCAAGGUCCAGGGUGCGUAGCCGACAUGCCAAUCGAAACGCAACUUUCUCUGUUGCACUAAUAUGAAAGAGAGUCAGAGAGAUGUCAGAGAUGAAUACGCUACGCCACGGAGCGUUAACGAUUAACACUUUGGCUAAGCACCCUGAACAAUGUAAUUUAAAGCUAUAUUAAUGCUAAAAUUCUCAUAAUAAUACUCGUAAAUUGAUUGGUUGCAUCUUAUUAACUAUAUUAUGCUUGUGGGUUGUGUGGUUAAUUAUUUAAAAAAUAAUUUUAUUUUAUGUACUAACAACACUGCGCAUAAUGAUAUUUACCAUGAAGUUGCAUUUAAUGAGAUAUCUCCUCAGCGUAGUAGCGGGUACUAUUUGUAUUUUGCAUGCCAAAUUUCACUGAGAAAUUUCGAUAGGUAUUAUAAAUUAGGGUUCCUAGUUUGACUACGAAACUCUUAAUAUACUUCUUAAUUUUGAUAUUUUAGCUUAUAUUUUGUGUAAGGUAUGCUAAAAUUUUGGCUUAGUGAUCACACCUACAAAAAAUAUAUAGUUUAUAGACAGAACACUACCGAGUGUUCUGUCUAUAAACUAUAUAACAUUUUACGAUAUAUUAGUUACUAUCGAUAACACAUAAACAUAUAGGUACUCUUACAGAAUAAUAAUUGUUCUAUUCUGUGGGCAAUCACUUCAACAGAUUUAUUAUAAGAAAAACUAUUGUAUGCUGUGCCUCGCUAAUAUUAAAUAAAAGUGUAACCCAGGCAUCUUGACUUUAAAAAGUAACAUUCAAUUUUAACUGCAAUAAGUUUGUUUACCACUCAGUACAACAAACAAGUACAGUUAACCCUAAAGAAUAUGUAUGUAUAUGGAUAUUAUAUACGUAGAAAAACUUAUUAGUAUAGUUUUUUUUUAUAAAAAAUACUAUUACCUAAUUUUAAUAGGUUUUUGGGCAUUUACCUCUAUUAUACUUUGAGACUAAAUUUACACGUCUAAAUUUCCAUUUCGCGACGAAAGGUAAAGUGUUCGACAUUCGGUUUCGGGUUAGUGACGACCGCUAAUUGAUCGUUAAGAUCCGGAAUUAGGUUAAAAUGCCCGAUUCACCUAUUAUUAUAGGAAAGUACAUUUUAUAUUAUAUUGAUACGUAGGUAAGAUUGUUAGCCGCAUGAUAAGAAGCCAGCCUCUGCUCGCUCCACAGCGGACUGGUCGCUGCCGCUAAUCGCAAAAAUCGGCUCCGCUCUGAGUAAGACGUGUGUAGUCGUUUUUUGAGUUGUUUUGUUGGUUAUUUAUUUUACCCAUCAUACAAUGAUUAUAUAUGAUUAAGUAUGAUUUGUAUUUUCUCUGUGCCUUGUUGAGUUUCAGUUGACUUUCAUUAAACAUUUUCCUUGUUAGUACGUAGUUGUAUC